This is a messenger RNA of Polypterus senegalus (gray bichir), 3973 nucleotides long. RefSeq names its product radial spoke head 10 homolog B (gene rsph10b). Lineage: Eukaryota; Metazoa; Chordata; Cladistia; Polypteriformes; Polypteridae. The transcript has 20 exons. Bases 667 to 3450 code for a protein of 927 amino acids. The record is from RefSeq and is a predicted model, not a curated record.
UUUGCUUUAUACCAAAAUAAUGAAAGUGUAAACAGCGGAAAACGCGUUCACGUGCAGUUUGUCCCUCUGGACGCCUCUUACUCGAGCCCUGUUUGGGCUUCCUUGGCAACGGAGCUGUUGCUGUGUCGCUAUUGCGAGAGAGCGGACUGAUGUGCGGCUUCACGUUUUCCUGGCAGCUUAUUUCCAGACUGAACUGCAUAAAAACUGACAGUGCAUUUUCACGCCUUUGCGAGCUAAAUCGUUCGAUUCCAGACAGGUGUGUAAAAGAAUGGAUAUUUAAAACAUUUAGCAAUCAUUUACUACCAAUAACGCUAUUCUUUCAAGUCAACAAGCCGCCACGAUUUGUGUCCGGUCUUCUGGGGCCACAGCCAAGUUAGUGCAUGCGCAAAUGUGAACUGGAAAGCUGCUGUCCAACAGAGGUACCAGCUGGGAAAGCGGUGCCAUGGUGGUGGUCAACAUCGCUGUCAGCAUCAUAGAUGUGAGGGAAGGUCCUGACACGAUGUAGUUCUGCUGGUGACUCGCUCGAUCCCUUUAUUGUUCUCGUAUUCUGUAACCGUGGAGUUUUCAUAGUCGUAUGCCAGAUUUCGGUUGUCUUUCAACAGACUUGAAGAAGAACUAUCUAGACGAUCACUGCCGACUCGCAUCCAUCCUUAACGUCUAGAGAAGAUGGCAAAAGGAGCCAAGAAGAAGAAACAGGACAAAAGCCCAGAGGUACCACUCGGCAAAGCUCUGGACAGCAGCGUCAGCGUGACGUCGGAGUCGGGGCUCCCGCUGACGCCGUCCGUCCCAGAGGAGGAGGAGCCUGCGGUCGGCCCUGCAGAGUCCCCGCCAGAUGUUGUGCCGCCUCCGGUAGAACCGCCACGGGAGCUCUCGGAGGAACCCCUUCUCUCCCAGCUCAUCGUGGAGCGCUACGAUGGCGGGAUAUCACGUGGACUGUAUGAGGGGGAAGGAACGGCCUGGUUCCAGGGUGGCCACACAUACCAGGGGACGUUAGCUGGGGGUCUGAUGCACGGAAGAGGCUCCUUCACCUGGAGUGAUGGGACAAAAUAUGAGGGUGACUUUGUGAUGAACGUCCCGAUGGGACAGGGUAUCUACAGCUGGCUGGACGGCAGUAUCUACGAUGGGGAGGUGAAGGAUGGAAUGCGCCACGGACUGGGGACGUACACUGGGGGCAUAAAGCCAGUCUCAUACAUCGGCAAUUGGGUUUGUGGCAAACGGCACGGAAAGGGCACCAUGUACUAUAACCGUGAGAAGACCUCUUGGUACCAAGGAGACUGGGUGAACAACAUCAAGGAGGGCUGGGGCACCAGACGGUAUCAGUCUGGAAGCAUCUAUGAAGGACAAUGGCAAAACAAUGUGCGCCAUGGGGAGGGGACGAUGAAGUGGCUGGCAACGCAUGACCAGUAUAGUGGGCAGUGGGACAACGGCAUCCAGCACGGCCAGGGGACUCACAUGUGGUUCUUGGUGCGGACGCCUGACUCCUUGUACCCAAUGCGGAAUGCGUACGUGGGCGAGUUUGUGCAAGGCCUUCGGCACGGCUUCGGCAAGUUCUACUACGCCAACGGGACGCUCUACGACGGGGAGUGGCGUUACAACAAAAAGCACGGCCAGGGAAAAUUUGUCUUCAAAAAUGGCCGACUAUUUGAGGGUGAAUUUGUUGAAGACCGCAUGCUUGAAUUCCCCAACUUUUCUAUCGAUGGGAUAAACACCCCGGAUAUCAGUGGCAUACGCACCAGAUCACCAGUAGAAGAUGGUGAAAAUGUAUUGGGGUCCUCAUUGAUGCUUUCAGAGAAAGCCACCCAGAAAACGCCAAGGAUAAUGGACAGGCCCUCGCUCCUGGGGUCCGACAUUGCUUUGGAGAUAUCUGGGCUGCUCAAAGCCCUGCCUGAUGACAGAUUGGGAGAGGAGAUGAAACAGGUUGAGUUUGCUGUUCUGAGGCACAUCACAGACCUGCGGCAGAUCUACGGCGUCUACAGCAGGCUGGGCUACGAACAUUCCCCGGAUAACACCUUCCUGCUGAUCAGGCUGCAGUUCUGGAGGUUCCUCAAAGACUGUGGGAUCCACCGCCUGGGCUUGACUGUUCAGGAGCUCGACAGGCUACUCUAUGAUGACCAGACAGUGGACGAGACGCAUUCGCCCUUUGAUCCCAUGCUGUUUAGGACGUUUCUGAGCCACAUAGUGGUGUUGGCUUACCACCUCCAUCACAAAGUAGUCAGCGGUCCCAGUGCCGUUUUAGCUUCCUGUUUCUCUAAACUAAUGGAGGACAACGUCCUUCCGAAAGCAAAGCAUGUAGAAGGCAGCUUUUUUAAAAAUCACCAGCACACCGUCAUUGCUGUCAACUACAUUGAAAAGUGCUGGGAGAUCUACAGGGCCUGGUGUGAGCAGAGCUCCACGACGUGGAGGAAGGACUCCAUACGCAUCAGGGACUUCAUGUGGCUGCUCAGGGACCUCGAUUUAUUCACACCAGAGCUGACGCCCAAGAGAUUUGUGGAAAUCAUCGUUGAAGACAUCCCCAGCGUUUAUAAUGGAGAGUACAGCAAUCUGGAGGCUGAGGUCACUUUUCUGGGAUUCUUCGAGACUUUGCUGGUGUGCGCCGAGGUCCGCGCUCCGAGCACUGGAAAGCUGGAGGCACUCGGGAGUGCUGGCAGCAGUAUGACGACCGCAGUCACCACAGAGGAGAAAACCUGCGAGGGGCCGGAGCCCCCCGAAACUGGCCAUAGCAUCCUGAGCGAGCAGGUAUUCGGGUCCCGUCUGCCUAGUGCUUCUACACCUGAAAAAACUGCCGGUACUCAUCCACAUGUCCGAUCGUCCAGGAGAGAGAAAAUGGAGUCCAACGAACGCCGGAGCAGCGGAUGCCAGUCUGCUUCUGUGGGCACAGAGUCUGCCAGUGGCCAACCGGAAGACAGAGGUGCUGACGUCCUGGUGCAGUCGAUGCCCGCACUGGGGGAAGGCCAGGCGCCUGAGGUCCCGUGUCCGAGUACAGCUGAAGAGACCUCAGAGACGCAGGAGAGCGAGUUGGACUGCUGGUAUCGUCAGACCUACGACUUCUUUAUUAAGAAGCUCUUCCCAACUUUCGACUACUUCCAGCUUCUAAAACGGGAGGCGGAGGAGAGCCGGUUAAGGCAGGAGGCCCUCGAUAGGAUAGCCGAGGAAAAAGCAGAGAUGGAAGCACGUGAGAAAGCGCUGAAGGAGGCGGAGGAAGCGGCGGCGGCAGCAGAGGAGGAGGAAGAGGCGGCAAUGGCGGCGGUAGCCACCGAAGAGGAGGAGAAGCAAAAUCUCAGUCAGGAGGCGGCGGAAGAAUCCACUCAGGACACUCAAGCCCCCGUCUCCGAGGUCCCUGAAGAGGCACUCAAGUCCAAUUCAGACACCAUUAAAGAAGGCGACUCGAGCGGCAGCUCGUCAUUCACCCACACCAAGAGCCCACCUGGUGGGAAGAAAAAGAAAAAAUAAGCGGCGGCUCUGCGCAGCAGGACUACAAGCCAAACCUGUCUGUGGCGAACAACUGCACGAAAAAAAAGAGGGUCCAUAUUUUAUAUAAAAGUGAGGGCUUGUCAGUCUGUCCAUCCAUCUUGACGUGAUCAGAAACCUCUGAAGACUGUCAGCCUUUCACUAACACUGCAGUUUAGGACUGUAUUUUGUGAGGGUGGGACUGGGGGGCCAUCAUGGCUUAGAAGUUUAUUUUUUAUAUAUAUAUAUAUAUAUAUGGGUGGGGGGUUAAAAGAAUAAAGUGCUUUGGUGGCUGACCAUUUUAUUUAACUGUGACACAUGGCAGAGGAGAGCGGCCGCGGGCAGAAAUGCAACCUUGAAACAGCCGGAGUACGUCAGUACUGGAGGAUUUGUGGUUUUAUUUUCAGCCCACCUUCCACCUCCUUUGUUUGCCAUGUGUUGCCAUUAUGAUAACCAAUCAAAAGCGGCCAACCUGAAUCGACCUGUAAAUGUGGUACGCCAUUAAAAAAACAGACAAAAAAAAAAA